AUGAGUUGGUUAUGGGGCAAUGAGACGACGGAGCAGGCGCAAUUUGUAGUAAGUGCAUUGCAAAGCGAAUUAGAUGAGCGGGAGAGUAAGAUCAAGGCACUGGAGGUGGCUCUAAAGCGUGAGCAGCAGGACAUGACGUCGAUGCUGGAAGACGAGGUAAAGGAGCUGGAAAUGCGACGGAAAAGGAUUGAGAAAGAGCUGCAAAAAGAAGAAGAAGACGAAGAAAAAAAGAUUCAGACGUCUGAGACCCCUUCUCCACGUACUGCCGUGGGAGAGACGUCAACACCUUGUACUGAAAAUAUAAUGGAAAAUAUUAUGUCGCCCAAGACGAAGCAGAAACAGCUGAAAACGAAGAAAACAGCUGUUGAGACAAGUGUUGCUGAAGCAGAUGGAAAAGACUCCAAGGUGGUGCUGUAUAUGGACAAGAAAUUGGAAAUAGUGGCAAAAGAGGAACCUAAUGUGGCAUUUAUUAUUCAACGAAGCAAUAAUUCGAAUACCGUGGUGUAUGCGGGAUGCAAGUCGGCGGAUGGCAAAUUUCUGGACCCGACAAACCCGAUGAAGGUGUAUUGGAUCAUGUACGAGAAGGAAGGCCACCCACGUGAAGAUCUUAACAUGAUUGAGCGUAACACAGCUUAUGGUGUUACGUCCAAGCCGUCGGAUGUGCCGGGUGAGCACAUGGUGGCUAUUGCUUCGCUGCGUGAUCGUGAUUGUAUUCUGCGUCUGGAUAAGCACGGAAAUGUGAUGGCAUUGACUACUAUUGAUGGCAAGAAGGGUAUGCUGCUGCGACGUGUGUUUGUGCAAAUGACGACGAGCUGGGGCAUCCCGACAGUGAACUAUGUUGACAUCUUUGGCGUGGAUCCAGAAACGUUUGAACUCGUGUACGAGAAGAAGAAAAUUAAUUAG
This is a messenger RNA of Peronospora farinosa, 903 nucleotides long. NCBI's taxonomy places the organism in Eukaryota, Oomycota, Peronosporomycetes, Peronosporales, Peronosporaceae. The record is from the annotation of a GenBank genome assembly.